This is a messenger RNA of Staurois parvus, 1137 nucleotides long. The record is from the annotation of a GenBank genome assembly. Lineage: Eukaryota; Metazoa; Chordata; Amphibia; Anura; Ranidae.
UUCACUCAGAGUCCUCUCUGCUUCUUCUUGCAGUUUCUGAAUGAGAAUGGCUACUCCCAGACCCUCACGGUGAAAUCACUACAAGGUCCUUCAACCAAGGAUUUUUUGAAGAUAUUCGCCUUCAUUUACAGCUUCAUCUGCCCGAACUACGAAAUCCCGGGCUCCAAGUUUGAGGAGGAGAUCCCCCGCGUAUUCAAAGACCUGGGGUACCCUUUUCCUCUAUCAAAAAGCUCCAUGUACACAGUCGGUGCCCCCCACACUUGGCCGCAGAUCGUGGCUGCGUUGGUCUGGCUAAUAGACUGCGUCAAGGUAACGUGCGAUUGGGCAGCAGGAAAAUCAUGUGUUCGAGGAGCCUCAGCUGGGUACAGGCAGAGCGAGAAUGGAAUUGAUUUCAACCAGGUGUUCCUGGACUACACUGUGAAGUGCUACGAUCAGUUUAUGGAGGGCAGUGACACCUAUGAGGAAGCGGACGCGGAGGUGUACGCCAAACUUAAGAACCUGUAUGCUGUGGACGAGCCUCACCUUGAGUCCCUGCAGACGGAGGCUCGGAGGUUGGCGGAGGAAAUUGAGAAGCUGGAGAAAGAAAAGGAGCGAGAGCCGGACCGUUUGGCCUCCAUGAGGAAACUGAAGGCCUCUCUGCAGACUGACAUCCAGAAAUAUCAGAAUUACCUGACGGAGAUUGAGUCUCAUUCUGCAUUGAUGGACCAGCGUGUCGGCAGCAUCAGCGAGGAGCUGGAGGCUGUAGAGCUGGAGUUUGAAGCGGUGAAGCAGGAGAACCUGAGACUGAAGAACGUCUUGGACCACCAGAAAUACUCCGUAGCCGACAUUGAGAGGAUUAAAUACGAGGAGAACGAGCUGAAGGAGACCCUCACCAAGCUGACCAAGGAGCUGGAUGAUGAGAAGCAGCUUCUGUGGAGCGAAGAGCUCAAAUACGCCAAGAUCAAAGAAUCGGUGGAAACAGAGAUUGCAGAGUUUCACAAGUUGGCGCGAAAAUUACGCUUGAUUCCCUCCACCGCAGAAAAUGCCAAUGGUUAUGAUCUCCAGAUCGAAUGUAACCUGGACAGCGAGGAGAGCCUGCACCACUGCCGAAACCAGAUCAAUGUAAGGAUCCCGGGGCGGGCCACCCACGCCCAAUAA